Messenger RNA from Nicotiana attenuata, 480 nucleotides. RefSeq lists its product as uncharacterized. The coding region runs from base 1 to 480 and encodes 159 amino acids. Lineage: Eukaryota; Viridiplantae; Streptophyta; Magnoliopsida; Solanales; Solanaceae. The record is from RefSeq and is a predicted model, not a curated record. The transcript is spliced from 3 exons.
AUGUCUCCAUACUGGUUGGUCUUCAGAAAAGCUUGUCAUCUUACGGUGGAACUUGAACACAACGCCAUGCGGGCUCUAAGGAAAUUGAAUCUUGAUUGGGAGGUCGUCGCCAACUUGAGGGUUGCACAUAUUAAUGAGUUGGAUGAGUUCCGAUACCAUGCAUACACAACAAAAGGGAACUACGGCCGCACAAUUACAGUGCGGACUGCACAAAUUGAAAAGGGAGAAUGCAAACUCUUUGAAGUUUGGUUUGUUAGAGAAAUGGCAAAAAUAAUGGUUAGAUCUCGAGGCAGUGGAGAUACUUCAAUGAAGAGGGGUGAACUUUCCAGGGGCCGAGGCAAGAGUACUUUACCCCUCUCCCUCAAAAAGAUAAUCACCAAGAAGGCAACAAGCGGUCAAGGAAGAAAUACAGAGCCCUCCGAAUCCAGUUUGUAUGCCCUAUCUAGGGAAGCAUCGGAGGAUGAUUCAGUUCAAGAGUAG